Branchiostoma belcheri (Belcher's lancelet) is the source of this 1597-nucleotide messenger RNA. RefSeq names its product tctex1 domain-containing protein 1-B-like. Gene Ontology annotation, biological process: microtubule-based movement. The transcript is spliced from 2 exons. The record is from RefSeq and is a predicted model, not a curated record. NCBI's taxonomy places the organism in Eukaryota, Metazoa, Chordata, Leptocardii, Amphioxiformes, Branchiostomatidae. Bases 301 to 798 code for a protein of 165 amino acids. Gene Ontology annotation, molecular function: dynein intermediate chain binding. Gene Ontology annotation, cellular component: cytoplasm; cytoplasmic dynein complex.
AAGACAACAGUACUGAAGAGUUUCAAGAAACACAAUCAGACAAAUUAAAAGGGAGGAGCUGGGUUGAUUUCUUUGGACGCCUCCAUAAAAAUAACAAUACAGUCGUAAUCGUCACGAUCAAUUUGUGGCUCACACCCUUUUUCCACCGUCUGGGGAGUUGUGAGGACUUUUCAAUAUCCGAGGCCCUUUCGUCUGCCAAGGAGGUUUAAAGUCAGUCAGCCUCCUUGCGUCUACAGGUGUUCAAAUACAACUUCACACCUGAUUUUUCAACGACUUCUCAAGUCUUUAGGAGCCCCUAGGAUGUCCAGUCUUCGGCCAGACAUCUACACUCUAACGACCAUCAGGAAACUGUCGGCCUCGUCCGUGCGGACCCACGCCUCCAGUACCCAGUCCUCGGGCCGCGGCGGCCUGGCGGGCCGAGAGGGGGGCGGCCGGACUACGGUCAUCGUCGAGAACACCUACAAAACGGAGCCUGAUGUCAAAUUUCCCGUGCGGAAGGUUCAGGGGAUUAUCAAAGACGUGUUAGAAUCGCGGCUUGGAGAAGAGAGGUACAGACCUGAAGACAGUAACGGACUAGCCAUGGAACUGGCCGAGACGAUUAAGACCCGAGUGAAGGCCCUGCAGGUGCCGCGGUACAAGCUGGUGUGUUUCGUCCAUCUGGGCACGGGGAAGAAGUCCGAGGUUCAACUCUCGAGCCAGUGUAUCUGGAACCCAGACACGGACAUUUACGCAGACUUUACCUUCACAAAUCACCACAUGUUUGCGGUUGGGAUCGUCUGGGGGAUAUACUACGAAUGAGGCUGAGGCCUUUAAUAUAGGAAAAAAAUAACCCGGUUUCCCGAAAGACCCUGGCAACACCCGCUGAUUAUAGCCUUUUUAUCGACCACUAAGGCUAUGAAAUUUUCGAUCUGCCACCAAAGUUUCAAACCCUCUAAAUUUUUAAAACCUCAUGAUCAUUUAACGCAUAUUCAGCAUAUUUCUUUCUUCAGUAAAUCGGGUGAAAUAUUUGACCAUAAGAAAACAGGUGGACGGGUCCGUGAGAGUUAAGAAAAGAAAAAAAGCUAAAAAAAAAAUCCCUAACUAACGACCCUAGUUUUUUUCCUGGACUCGAAAACCAGACACAAAACAUUGAUUUUCCUAGGCUUUACACUAUGUGAAACUAGAGGUGUGUGUUUUCUUUCCGGUAAAUAACUUGCCCAUAGACGUACAUAUCCAAUACGUCCGGUUUAAUUGUGCAUGAAUAUUCAAAACUUUCUAUUCUGCGCUAAAGAAAAGGUACGGACAAGAAAAAUACCUUACGUGCUAUAGAUAAAUUAAACUAUAUAAUAGAAGGAGAUACACCCUUAUAACUACUGUGCACAAAUCAAAGAAUGUUUAGACCCGGCAGGAUUACAUGUGAUACGUCAAAGUCAACAUGUUGAUUUAUUCAUAGACUUGUAUGUAUUUUAAUUCUUUUGUAUUCGCGUCUUUGUAUAUGUAUGUUUAGUUAUAGACCUUACCCAAGUCGCUGUACUGUUGUGUCAAUAAAGUAUUGUUAUGAUUCAGUAUGUGGAACUAGCUAUAGAGAUGUAAUUAGUGAGGUGUUGACUUCGAAUUA